AUGGCGCAUGUUCAUUUCGAGUCCAGUUUAGCACCAUUUACAGAAAAACCACUCUUCGAAUAUAGUAUUCCUCUAAUAGAUCGUCAGGUGCCAGGAAUUAACAUUGAAGCCCGAAAUGACUUGAUCGCUAUUAUGAAAGAUUACAUUCAGAAAAGGAUUACAUAUGAUACAGCACGCGAUAGGUUUAUAAAAAUAACAGGAAGCUCAACUGCAAUUGAUAAAAUUCGUGAUGUAAUUGAAAUUCCAGAUCAACCAAUAAAGAGCCAAGAACUUCCAGAUGAUCCUGACGGAAAGAAUCGCCGUAAAAUGCAGAAAUGGUCAACCUAUGAAGAUAAUCGAUUACUUGCAGCUAUUUAUCGAUUCGGAAUUGAUAAUUGGGCCCUCAUUUCAAAAUUUGUCGGUAAUAAUCGCAGUCGUGCACAGUGUACUCAACGUUGGACACGUUGCUUGAAUCCAAGAAUUUGUAAAGAAACUUGGGAACAGAAUGAAGAUCAAUUACUUCUUAACUUAGUUGCCCGCUUUGGAGAUCAUUCAUGGACAAAGAUAGCAGAAUUUAUGGGUAAUCGCUCAGAUGUUCAAUGCCGUUACCGUUAUUCUCAGAUAAGUAAAGAAAAUUCACCAAACCAGGAAUCAUAUCACGUUGCAUUCCCAUCAAUGAUGCAAAAUCGUGCUAUGGAUUCUGGCGCCCUUCAAUUGCAGCAGCCAAAGAUUGCAAAUAUGCAGUUCCAGCACAGAUACUCUAUGCCUGUUAUUCAGGUUAUUCAUACAUACGUUUAUCAGCAACCUCAAGUACAAGGUCAGGUUAUGGUUCCCAUGAACGAUCAACAAGGUAUGGCAUUAAAUGCUGUCGAGCAGCCCAAAUCGAACGAGUUGGAUAACUUCCUUAUAAACUUCCAACAACAAGGCAACUAG
This is a messenger RNA of Trichomonas vaginalis G3, 912 nucleotides long. RefSeq names its product RNA polymerase II transcription regulator recruiting protein. The transcript has a single exon. The record is from RefSeq and is a predicted model, not a curated record. The coding region runs from base 1 to 912 and encodes 303 amino acids. Lineage: Eukaryota; Parabasalia; Trichomonadida; Trichomonadidae.